Molecule: messenger RNA, 546 nt
Organism: Daphnia pulicaria
Lineage: Eukaryota; Metazoa; Arthropoda; Branchiopoda; Diplostraca; Daphniidae
Product: transmembrane protein 14C-like
Exons: 3
Coding region: 95-427 (110 amino acids)
Biological process (GO): regulation of heme biosynthetic process
Cellular component (GO): mitochondrial membrane
Source: RefSeq, a predicted model, not a curated record
UUUGUUUACAAAAACGCGUACAAGACGAAAGUUGACGUGCAGAUUAAACAACUUGUUCACUCGUAUUAAUAACCGACUUCGAAGAAGACUCAAAAUGUCGAGCACUGACUUUCUUACUUAUGGCUAUGCAGCCCUCGUUGCCACUGGAGGCAUCAUCGGAUAUGCUAAAGCUAAGAGCAUCCCUUCUCUUGCGAUGGGACUGCUAUUCGGUUCCUUGAUUGGAUUUGGUGCAUACCGUACUUCCAAUAAUCCCAACAACUAUUACUUGGCACUUGGUACCAGUGUUGCAUUGGGUGGUUUCAUGGGAAAGAGGUACAUGGACAGUGGAAAGAUCAUGCCUGCUGGACUUAUUGCAGCAGUGAGCUUGUUAAUGGUUCUUCGUUUCACAGCAAGAGCUGUUGGUCUGGUUUCUGUGAAAAAGGAUUGAGCAAUGAGGAGAAUCUUUAAAGACACAAAAACUAUCAACAAAUGUUAUCCUAAAUUCAUUAUUAUUUGAUAUUUAGUUGGGAUCAAGUAAACAAUACAAACUUUUGGUAUAUUCCUUUA